UCCCCAGUUCGUCUCGUCCACGUGAAAACCCUAAUUCUGGUUCGUCAGGUCGCCUAGAAUCCCCUAAAAUGGCGACGGAGAAGGGCGCGAGCAAGCCCCGGUGGGGCGAUUUCGGAGAGGACGAGGAAGAAGAUCUCGAUUUCUUGUUGCCGCCGAAGCUGGUGAUCGGACCGGACGAGAAUGGGAUAAAAAAGGUGAUCGAGUACAAGUUCGAUGACGACGGAAACAAGGUGAAGAUCACCACCACGACGCGGGUCCGGAAACUAGCGUCGGCUCGGCUGAACAAGAAGGCGGUGGAGCGGCGGAGCUGGCAGAAGUUUGGAGACGCUGCUCGUGAGGAUGCCGGAAACCGCCUCACCAUGGUUUCGACGGAGGAGAUUCUUCUAGAACGCCCUAGAGCUCCUGGUACGAAAGCGGAAGAACCUAAAGUCGCUGGGGAUAACUUAUCACAGCUUGGGAAAGCUGGUGCUGUUCUAAUGGUGUGCAGGACCUGUGGUAAAAAGGGUGACCACUGGACAUCGAGAUGCCCGUAUAAGAGUCUUGCAGCAACGACAGAUAUGCUAGGUGACAAGCCUGUUGUGUCAGAGACAACCUCAGCUGCAGCUUCCGGAGGUGGAAAGGCUGCCUAUGUGCCACCAAGCAUGAGGGCAGGAGCUGAUAGAAGUGCAGGUUCGGACAUGAGACGGAGAAAUGACGAGAACUCUGUUCGAGUCACCAACCUCUCGGAGGACACCCGAGAACCCGACCUUCUCGAGCUGUUCAGGUCAUUUGGUUCGGUCACUCGUGUCUAUGUAGCCAUAGAUCAGAAGACGGGUGCGAGCAGAGGAUUCGGAUUUGUCAAUUUCGUGAACAGAGAAGAUGCUCAGAGGGCAAUCAACAAGCUGAACGGAUAUGGGUAUGACAACCUCAUCCUUCGAGUUGAAUGGGCUACUCCCAGAGCCAACUAAACUGCCAUUACUCGUUUGUUCUCCAUUAAACAUAUAUUGCUGGUUUAUGUUCUGGUUUGAUGUAAUAGAGCUGGCAUGUGUAUUACCUGGUUUAUUAUUCUUGGAUUUAAUUUUAGCCUUAUGUUCUCAGACUCUGUACUUUCAUUUUCAAUUUGACAGAAAGUUGUCCCAAA
Tarenaya hassleriana is the source of this 1120-nucleotide messenger RNA. Its product is annotated as eukaryotic translation initiation factor 3 subunit G-like. The transcript is spliced from 2 exons. Bases 69 to 947 code for a protein of 292 amino acids. Lineage: Eukaryota; Viridiplantae; Streptophyta; Magnoliopsida; Brassicales; Cleomaceae. Gene Ontology annotation, molecular function: translation initiation factor activity; RNA binding. The record is from RefSeq and is a predicted model, not a curated record. Gene Ontology annotation, cellular component: eukaryotic translation initiation factor 3 complex; cytoplasm.